CGACCCGCCUCUGGGACCAGGUCGCUGUCUUUCUCCUGCUCGGAUUCACAGUACGUGCCCGGGAGGGGUGUGUAAGCGACGGAUUCCAGACCAAAAUUGAAACAAUGGUCGAGCUCACGCAGCUAAUGGAGAAUGAAGUAUUUAUGGCCUUUGCCUCCUACACAACGAUUGUUCUUUCAAAAAUGAUGUUUAUGAGUACUGCAACUGCAUUCUAUAGACUGACAAGAAAGGUUUUUGCCAACCCAGAAGACUGCGCAGGCUUUGGUAAAGGAGAGAAUGCCAAGAAGUAUCUUCGGACAGAUGACAGAGUGGAACGUGUACGAAGAGCCCACUUGAAUGACCUCGAAAAUAUUGUGCCAUUUCUUGGUAUUGGCCUUCUGUAUUCCUUGAGUGGUCCAGAUCUCUCUACUGCCAUCCUGCACUUCAGACUCUUUGUUGGAGCACGAAUCUACCACACACUUGCAUAUUUGAUACCCCUUCCCCAACCAAAUCGCGCUUUGGCUUUUUUCCUUGGAUAUGGAGUUACACUGUCAAUGGCUUACAGAUUGCUGAGAAGUAGGUUGUACCUGUAAAGAGAAUCAUACAACUCAUCAUCCAGUGAUUUUCUAACAAUUCUGUACUUCCAAUUUAUAACAAAUACUUUUUAAGAUUUUAAGUGGGAAGGGAGCAGAGAAAUUAAGAUAGGGAAAACCUAGUCUGAAUAUUAAUGUCACCAAUAUCCUUUAUUCUUUUUUAAGAUUUGCACUAGAAAUUUAACAUAAUUUUUAACUCUUUUGUCUUAUUCUUAAAGUACUUUGUUUUAAAUUUUGAUUGUAAUUUGUAACAUUAUUCAACAUUUCAUAUUUUAAAUCUUUAGAAAGAGUAAGUACAUGUAUGUUAAACUUGUAUUUCAGUAUUGCUGAAAUCGGCGUAUGAAAUAAAGAAUUUAAAGUACGA
Molecule: messenger RNA, 936 nt
Organism: Mesoplodon densirostris (Blainville's beaked whale)
Lineage: Eukaryota; Metazoa; Chordata; Mammalia; Artiodactyla; Ziphiidae
Gene: MGST1
Product: microsomal glutathione S-transferase 1
Exons: 4
Coding region: 105-572 (155 amino acids)
Cellular component (GO): mitochondrion; membrane
Molecular function (GO): glutathione transferase activity
Source: RefSeq, a predicted model, not a curated record